AUGUACGAAGAAAUCGCAAAAAAUCUUGGGAUGAUGAGUGUUUUUGUGCUCCGCCAUGUGUUUAACGAAGAUGAAAUUAACGCCGCAUAUGAGGCGUUCUUGACCGACUACCCAUAUUGUUUUGACUACGAACUCCCUCCAGAAACAAAACUCACCGCAGAACAACUUUCCUCACUGAAACCAAUGAAAAUUGAACUUCAGAAGUCGUACGAAAUUAAAACAAUUCAAACAGCAGUCGACAGUAUAACACGAGAAGUUUCAAUUGAAGUCGCAAAAACAAGAACAGUUGGAAAAGAAAAGACCUCUCUUUUGGUUUACUCAGAAAUCUGUUGCGACAAAACUAACUACACCAUCUUCUCCCUGUUUAUAUGCCACUCAAAAACAGAUUUUAAGUCACUAACAUAUUUGAUGGAAUCGCUUUUGAACCACCUUUUUAAGACCAAAACCCCAAUUAGAGAAUUUGUUUCUGAGUAUCCACAUCUUGUGGAAAACAAUCUUCUCAAAGUUGACAGAGAGGCGAUCAACAAAAACCUCCCAAAAUGUGUUUUGCAAUACGACUUUUCCCACAUCAAAAACGCAGACGCAAAAACGAAGGAACUUGAAGUCUCCCAAACUUCAAAAUACAUCCAAAAUUGUGUUGUCUCACACACCCUCAAUCUGAGUCCUGAGAAAGUCGCCAAAAUAAUUUCGUAUUGUAAAACUAACAACCUCUCCGUUCAAGCAUUCUUCAUUUCUGUACUGCUGAAAACGUAUGACGAAUUGUUCGAAAAAACAAACGCGAACGAAGCAGACACCGUUGCGUUCAUGAUACCAUACGACACGAGAAAGUUGCUUCCAAAUACCAAACAAGAAACCAUCGGCGUCAUGGCCGAGGCUUUAUACCCAUUGUUCCCACUCAAUUUCCUCUCCAAAUCAGUUCUCGAGAUGGCGACCGAGUUGACCACAUAUGUCCUAAGUGUAGAUUCCAUGUCCACUCCGCUGUUCAACAGAUUCCGAGAUGGAAUUUACAAUGGUAAUUUCACUGCUGGGAUGUCGCCAUUCACCAUAUCAUUAUCUAACAUGGGUGGGUUUAAAGUUUUGGACCGAGUUGAGAAGCAAGUUUUAUCAGAGGUAUCUGCCAUUGGAUUCUCUGGGUGUAACCGUGUUGUCUGCGACCCAAACACAAAGGCCCUCAUGACUCAUUCAUAUCUUAUCGCAGAUGGUUCCUGCAAUGUUUCAAUGUCUUUUCCUUACACUGUAGUUCCUCAAAUUAUCCCCGCCCAAGUGCUCGCUCGUUUCGACGAGAUAAUCACAAACAUCAUCUAA
Molecule: messenger RNA, 1305 nt
Organism: Entamoeba invadens IP1
Lineage: Eukaryota; Evosea; Mastigamoebida; Endamoebidae
Exons: 1
Coding region: 1-1305 (434 amino acids)
Source: RefSeq, a predicted model, not a curated record